Cryptotermes secundus is the source of this 5587-nucleotide messenger RNA. RefSeq names its product vacuolar protein sorting-associated protein 11 homolog (gene Vps11). Gene Ontology annotation, biological process: vesicle-mediated transport; organelle fusion; intracellular protein transport. Gene Ontology annotation, cellular component: HOPS complex; endosome. Lineage: Eukaryota; Metazoa; Arthropoda; Insecta; Blattodea; Kalotermitidae. Gene Ontology annotation, molecular function: protein binding; protein-macromolecule adaptor activity. The record is from RefSeq and is a predicted model, not a curated record. Bases 226 to 3543 code for a protein of 1105 amino acids. The transcript has 21 exons.
GCGAUGUUGGAGUAGUUAUGUAGUUAUUACAGCUGAUUGUCAAUGAUAAAAUGUGUCCAGUGUUGAACGUCAAUAGAGACUAUUUAAAUUGUCAGAACAUAUUUGUAAUUUAAUUAUUAGAAUCACAAAUAAUCUCACACAAUUUGUCCCGUGUUUUAUUCCAUGCAUAGUUUAAUUGUAAUUGGAAUUCUAACCAACAAUUUGCAAAGAAUCCUGUAAGAGAGUAUGACAUUUCUGGAGUGGAGGCGUUUUAAUUUCUUUGAGCUGAACAAAGAUGUGGACUCUGGGAAAAUUGCUGAAACACUUAAAGAUGCAAAGGUCAGUGUUGCUACAAGUGGGCAUGGUCAUCUUGUUUUCGGAGAUUCAGAGGGAAAUAUUCACCUUGUCAGUCGUUCGUUUCAAGUCACAACAUUUCGGGCGUAUGAGUUGAAUGUGAUACUAGCAGAACAGCUGCACCACAUAGCUAUACUUGUUACUGUUGGGGAAGAUGAACCUGGGGUAAAUCCUGUUAUCAAGGUUUGGAACUUGGACAGGCUGGACAAACAGGGUCACCCAGUAUGUUUGCGCAUCUCCCGUGCCAUUCCAAACAACAAACCAAUUCCUGCCACAGCUCUGUCUGUGUAUGAUAACCUGAACCUCAUGGCUGUGGGGUUUAGUGAUGGCUCCAUUCUGCUGUACAGAGGUGAUGUUACAAGAGAACGUACCAAUAAGCAGAAAGUAUUGAAAGAUGGAAACUCCUCUAUCACAGGACUGGCUUUCCGAACAACAGCAAAGCUGACAUAUUUAUUUGUAGCAACAAUGAACAAUGUGUAUUUGUAUAAUAUCACUAUGAAAGAUAAAGAACAGAAGAUUCACUUGGAUGGAAUGGGUUGCAUGAGACGUUGCUCAGUGCUGGCUGAAUCAGUGCAGGAGAGCCAUUUCAUGAUUGGGAGGAAUGAUGCAGUGUACUGUUAUACUCCAGAUGGCCGAGGACCAUGCUAUGCUGUGGAGGGAGAGAAAAUAAUGCUGCAGUGGUUCCGAAAUUAUCUCGUUAUUGUUGCUAAAGACACCAAGACUGUCACUCGUGCUACUGCUACUGUCUCAGCCACAUCAACAAACUCUCUUUACAGCAAUGGGGGGGAUCUGGAGAAGCACAUGGUGACAGUCCUGGACAUCCAGAACAAGUUCAUUGUCUUCUCAGCACCAAUGCGUGAGGUGCAGGCCGUGCUCACAGAGUGGGGGUCCUUCUAUGUGCUAGGGGGAGACAAAAGGCUGUACCAACUCCAGGAGAAGGACUUGCAGUCAAAGUUGGCACUGCUGUUUAAGAAGAAUCUCUAUGAUGUGGCCAUAAGGAUUGCAAAGAGCCAACAGUAUGAUUCUGAGGGACUGAUUGAUAUCUUUCGGCAGUAUGGAGACCAUUUAUAUACAAAAGGGGACCACAGUGCAGCAAUAGAACAAUAUAUCAAGACAAUAGGGAAGCUGGAACCUUCGUAUGUCAUAAGAAAGUUUCUAGACUCACAGCACAUAGACAAGCUAACAAUGUACUUACAAGCGCUACACAAGCAAGGUCUGGCAACGGAGGACCACACAACACUUCUGCUCAAUUGUUACACCAAGUUGAACAACACUGAGAAGUUGAAGGAGUUCAUCAUGACUAAAGAUCGUGAGGUGGACUUUGAUGUGGAAAUUGCCAUAAAAGUAUGUCGCCAGGCAUCAUCGGAAGAUGCAUUGAUGCUUGCCAAGAAACAUGGAAUGCAUGACUGGUAUCUCAAAAUACAGCUUGAAGACCGGGGCAAAUACAGGGAAGCACUAGAAUAUAUCAGCAGCCUUGAAUUUGAAGAUGCUGAAUCCAACAUGAAAAAGUAUGGCAAUAUCUUAAUCCAGAAUGCUCCUGAGGAAUCAACACAGUUCCUUAAGAAGCUUUGUACAGACUACCGGCCUAGCAACAAGCCGCUUGUGGACCAGAACAUGCUGGAUGGGUCAAACAUUCCUCGUGUGGAACGAGCAAAUCCAGAAGAAUUCAUUCACUUGUUCCUCAACAAUUCAGAGAGAUUAGUGGAAUUCCUAGAACAUCUGGUCAAGGUUCAGCCCAGAUGGAGCACUCUGGUAUACAACACCCUCGUUGAGCACUAUCUGCAUGUGUGGGCAUCACUUACUGACCCAACAAGCAAAACUCAGUAUGAACAGAAGAUUCUGCACCUCUUGCAAAACUCGGACGCAAAUUAUGACAAGGAUCAGACUCUCAUUCUGUGCCAGAUUCACAACUUCAAGAGUGGCGUUCUUUAUCUCUAUGAGGAGAGCAAAUUGUAUCAGCAAAUUGUGCAGUACCAUAUCAGGCAACAGGACCAUAAGGCAGUGUUGGCAAGUUGUCGGCGGUUUGGACAUCAGGACCCCAGCCUCUGGGUGCAGGCACUUUGGUCCUGUGCUAAGGACCCCAACAUGCCUAGCUCACUCUUAUCCGAGAUCCUCGGUGUGAUAGAGAAAGAGCGUUUGCUCUCUCCAUUGCUGGUGGUGGAUGCCCUGUCCAACUCAUCAACAGCUACGCUGGGGGAAGUGCGAAACUACUUGUUAAGUGUUCUGCAAGCAGAGAGUGAGCUGGCAGAACAGGAGCAACAGCUGAUUGACAAAUAUCGGCAGGAAACUGAGAGGAUUCAUGCCCAGAUCAAUUCCAUUCAGACCAGCACAAUUAUUUUCCAAGGGUCCAGGUGCAAUGCUUGCAACCAUCAGCUGGAACUGCCAUCCAUCCACUUUCUGUGCCAACAUUCCUUCCAUCAGCAUUGCUUCCAGAGCUAUUCUGAGAAUGAAAAUGAAUGUCCUGCAUGUCUUCCAAACAAUAAAAAGAUACUGGACAUCAUCAAGUCUCAGGAACAAAUACGAGAUUUGCAUGAAACAUUCCACAGCCAGCUCGAACGAGCUGAGGACGGCUUCUCAUUGGUGGCUGAUUACUUUGGACGAGGAGUCUUCAAUAAGCUGACUGUCAUAACUGACUCUCCAGACAAAACAAAUAUCAAAUCAUCUAAACCUCUCAGUGAUGGCUCACUAUCAUAUGGUCCUGGAGCUGAGGCUCGCCUUAGGCUAGGAGAGGGUCAGGUAACACGUAAUUCCUUCGACAGCCGUACAGUACAAGGGGAUCGAAGAAAUGUUGGUAAUGUUAGUACAGUCAUUACACCUUCAGAAGGCAGGGUGAGGCUAGAAGAGAGUCGCCAUUCAGACCUGUACAGUUCUUCUCUUGAAGCAAACCUGACCUGGAAUGUGGUUGAAGCUUCCUCUCGAACAUCAGCAUCACCGGCAAGGAUUUCCCCUGCUCGGGGAUCCCCUGCCAGAGGCUCACCUGACUCUCUUCGAAAUGUGCAGCCUCUCAUUAACAAAACCCUAACCCCUCGUCAUUCACCUUCCCCCAGGGCCACUCCACCUCCCAAACCACGAACUGAGCCUUCCAGAAAUCCAUUUGAUGAAGAUGACUAUGAUGAAAGCAAAAAUCCAUUUGCAGAUGACAAAUCCACAAAUCCAUUCAGUGGGGAUGCUGAUGAUUAUGAUAAGAACUUGAAUCCAUUUGAAACAUGACUGAUUUCUUUAUUCUUAGUCAUUUGUAUAUAUACAUGAUUGCUAGAGCAGAGGUCAGGGGCCAUAUCAGCAAUGUGCUACAAUAGAUAUACAUGCCACCAUAGUUUAUAUAUUAUAAAUACCAUGUAAAUUAGAUUUGAAAGGAAAAUAUUAGGGCAAAUGGUACAGGAAAGGUGAAACAACGUGUUGUUGCAUGGUGUCAGUGAGUAAUGAUGUGCUUCUGAACAUGUUCUGUUUUUAACUUAAUUUGUGUACGUAAACCAUACUGAACGUUUUUCUGUAGGUUACAAAACAGGCAAAGCACAAUUAUUUGAACUCCUGCAACAGAAAUGUAGAAGUCAAAGUUGAUAGCCUAGGCAGAAUGUGGGCAAAUUAAUACCUUCUGAUUUGAAUUUGUAUUGCCCCCAAAUGUAUCCUCCAGUAGUAUUCAUACAAUUGCACAGUAGUGUUUUUGUCUUUCAACAUACACGCAGAAAUUUCCAUAUAAAACUUGCAUAUGUCCAACUCCUUACCAACUUUAAUUUGUGUGUCUACAGAGAUAUUGCUACCAUGAAGUAUGCAAACAUGACCUAAGUCAUGUAGAAGCCACAUAUAUAAUUUAUGGUUAUGUAAAAGCUAGAACACCAUGUUGAGCAGGGUGAUUUUGUAUGCCAAGAUUUAUUGUCUGGAAGCAUUGAGAAUACAGCUAGCAGAGAGACAAGAGGGAGUGAGAGUAUAUUUGGUUACCUAACUCAAAAACACUGCAUAAUUUUGGUUACCAUAAAGCUAAAAUAAUAUCUUUGCAUAUUCUGCUCUUGUUUUCCUGCACUGUAGCUAAAAUGCAAAGGCCAAAGGCAUUUGUAUUGCCCACAAGUAGCAUUUUACACGUACACUUGACACAUGGUUUGCUUUCCAAAUUUUUAAUCCAUAUCAAAAUAUCUGUCCAACCUUACCAUUAGCAAACAUGAAUGAGGCAUUCUAUAUGACAAGAAUACAUUUUCCCCACUUGUUUACCUUACCACUGUGAUUAGAGAAAUUGUACAGGGCUGAAAAAAAAAGGACCAAGAGCUCAUAUUAAUUUCAUAAACUGUGGCACAAUAUUGUUCCUGGGCAUAAUGGAUAUUGUGUAGUUUCCUAUUAUUGUUGCUGCUAUGGUGCCUGACUUUUACAUCAUAAGAUUUCAGACACUUAUACAAUCCUGUUCAUUUUAAGUACUGAGUUUACCUUGGUAUUGCUUUCACAUUUAAAAUGUAAUUGUUGUAGGUUGUAUGAUCUCACGACACUGCUUGUAUCAAGGUGCAUCAUGCAGUUAUUUGUUGUAUUGUAGCAUGGUGUGCUUUGAAAUAUGCAGUUAAGGAUUUCUGGUGAUGUAGCAUCAGGAAUCACUGUCAUAGUUUGGUUUGUCACAAGGCUUGGAAAAAGACACAUGCAGCAUUUACUGCUAUAAAUGAUUAUGAACAAUAUGCAUAUAAUGAUAUUCUAGCUGUAUUAUUUCUUGUCUCUCUAUUUUCAUUGUAUUAAUUUACUAGUAUACAGUACAGGCAUAUUCUUCAAAUUCCAUUUUUCAUUGCAUAAUUCAUGCAUCUUCAUUUUUCAUCAUGAAACUGAGGGGACAAAAAUAAAUCCCUGUACAUUUCAUAUAUUGCAUUCUUAUUUUGAAAGACACUAGGAGAAAAAAAAGUCCCCAACAAUCUAAAUGUGAGAAAACCAGAUAUAAAAUGUGAGGCAAACAGAGCAAGUAAGUAGACAUUGUAUUCUGACAGAAUGUUAGGAACUGUUCUUGGUCAUGCGAUCUGAUGACCUUGAAUUCUUGUGAAGUAAUAUGAUGUUAUUGUUAAUUAACCUGUGAAUAGGGUGAAUAGGUGAUGAGCGGGGCAUGAGGAUGUAUUUAAUAAAGACGAACUGUUGAAAUAAUAAUAAAAAAAAUCUUCUGUUCCCAGUUUACUCCAUGUAGAAUCUGCCAUUUUCAGAUAUGUUUUCACUUUUAUAGAUAGAUCAAGCAUACAGUGAUGUUUUCUCGACUAUUUUCAUAUAUUCUUGUGUAAAUCACACAAUGAAAAAAAAA